Molossus molossus (Pallas's mastiff bat) is the source of this 1668-nucleotide messenger RNA. It is a transcript of the gene GGPS1, whose product is annotated as geranylgeranyl diphosphate synthase 1. The coding region runs from base 481 to 1383 and encodes 300 amino acids. Gene Ontology annotation, biological process: isoprenoid biosynthetic process. Lineage: Eukaryota; Metazoa; Chordata; Mammalia; Chiroptera; Molossidae. The transcript has 5 exons. Gene Ontology annotation, molecular function: prenyltransferase activity. The record is from RefSeq and is a predicted model, not a curated record.
AGCAGUGGGGAGGAGGCAACGACGCCUGCGCAGUGUGACCGGGAUGGCGCAUUUUCUUGCUCAGAAUAAUGCGGUGUCGCUGGCGGCUGAGGAGGGCGGAAAGUGCUGUGAUGAAGUAGGGGGAGGGAUUCUUGCAGGCGUCAGGAGGAGCCGUGGUUUGAACUGUAAAGUGAGAAGUUGAUGCUGGGUACUGCUACUCCCGGACCGGUGCCGCGAAAGCUGUGAUCUCAUCGUUGAACCUGUGUGCCCUGAUUCCAUCCUCCAUGCGUUAGAAAGCACUUUCCGUCCCCUGGUUCAGCCCUUCGCGUGGUGGCUGAGCGCCUGUCACGUGGAGGAACUGGUCACUACAAAAGGACCGUGCCUUGGGGAACCCGUGCCUAGCGAGGUAGACGGUAUGAAUAAGAAGACACAAGCGAGAGUGGAAUCGGCAACAGCGGCUACAGAGCAGGGUUGCAAGAUCGGCUUUGAAAUUCAACAACAAUGGAGAGGACUCAAGAAACAGUCCAAAGAAUUCUUCUGGAACCUUACAAGUACUUGCUGCAAUUACCAGGUAAACAAGUGAGAACCAAACUUUCACAGGCGUUUAAUCAUUGGCUAAAAGUUCCAGAAGAUAAGCUUCAGAUUAUCAUUGAAGUGACGGAAAUGUUGCAUAAUUCCAGUUUACUCAUCGAUGAUAUUGAAGAUAACUCAAAACUCCGACGUGGCUUUCCAGUGGCGCAUAGCAUCUAUGGGAUUCCCUCUGUCAUCAAUUCUGCCAAUUACGUGUAUUUUCUUGGCCUAGAAAAAGUCUUAACGCUUAAUCACCCAGAUGCAGUAAAACUUUUUACUCGCCAGCUUUUGGAACUCCAUCAGGGACAAGGCCUAGAUAUUUAUUGGAGGGAUAACUACAUUUGUCCCACUGAAGAAGAAUAUAAAGCUAUGGUAAAGCAAAAGACAGGCGGACUCUUUGGAUUGGCAGUAGGUCUCAUGCAGUUAUUCUCUGAUUACAAAGAAGAUUUCAAGCCACUACUUGAUACACUUGGGCUCUUUUUCCAAAUUAGAGAUGAUUAUGCUAAUCUACACUCCAAAGAAUAUAGUGAAAACAAAAGCUUUUGUGAAGAUCUAACAGAGGGAAAGUUCUCGUUCCCUACUAUUCAUGCUAUUUGGUUGAGGCCUGAAAGCACCCAAGUGCAGAAUAUCUUACGUCAGAGAACCGAAAACAUAGAUAUUAAAAAAUACUGUGUACAUUAUCUUGAGAAUGUAGGUUCUUUUGAAUACACUAGAAAUACUCUUAAAGAGCUUGAAUCGGAAGCCUAUAAGCAAAUUGAUGCACUUGGUGGGAACCCUGAGCUAGUAGCUCUAAUAAAGUACUUAAGUAAAAUGUUCAAAAAAGAGAAUGAAUAAUUUUAAGGCCUGAUAGCUUAUUUUUAUUUAUUAUUUUUUGUCUUUUAGCCUAUCAUCUUUUUAAAAAUUUAAAACAAGUUGUCUCCAAAAAUUGUGUGGAUAGGGGUGAUAGGAGUAAGGUAAUUUUCAUAUAGAAGCCCUUUGUAAUCACUGUACAAAUUGAAGGAAUCAAAAGGAGCUGCAUUGAAAUAGGUCUCGAUUGAAUGUCACAGUGUGCUGUGUUGGGUCCUUGUGGCCAGCUCUGCCAUGAAUGUUUUAUUGAUUCUGUCAAUAAAGAAUUCAACU